Pyricularia oryzae 70-15 is the source of this 1464-nucleotide messenger RNA. RefSeq names its product malic acid transporter. Gene Ontology annotation, biological process: malate transmembrane transport. Bases 1 to 1464 code for a protein of 487 amino acids. The record is from RefSeq and is a predicted model, not a curated record. Gene Ontology annotation, cellular component: membrane. Lineage: Eukaryota; Fungi; Ascomycota; Sordariomycetes; Magnaporthales; Pyriculariaceae. The transcript has a single exon. Gene Ontology annotation, molecular function: malate transmembrane transporter activity.
AUGACUUCGCAACAAUAUAACGACCCGACUCGACCGCUACCACCGAUACCUCAACUCCGGUUCGACGCAAACAAAGAGUUCAGACCUCAUCCAGGACCACAACAGUUCUCACGUUCUCCAUCUUGGGAAAGCCUACAGGACCAAAUGUAUACCACCAACUCGAGUUCGUCAUCUGUUCGCGGGGGCAGCGAGAGCCACAGCAACAUGAAGAGCCACGAGGACACAGACAUUGAGAAGCUGGUGGACAGGAACGUCCACAGCAGUCAGAGCAUGACAGAGCACGGAGGGGACCAUGAUCAUCAUCACAAUGGACACGCCAACAGUAAAGAGCCGCGGCCGAAGCUGGGCUGGAAGGAGCGGAUGCAUCACUUCACCUGGGCCUGGUUCACCUUUCCCAUGAGCACCGGCGGUUUGUCGCUGCUCAUCCACGCCCAGCCUAACCAGUUCCCCGGCCUCAGGUCCAUUGGCCUGACCGUAUACGUCAUCAACCUCAUUAUAUUUACCUGUGUCUUCAGCGCCAUGAUCAUACGCUUCUUUCUCCACCCGGGCGACUUCAGCGCUUCGUUGAAGCACCGCCGCGAGGGUUUCUUCUUUCCUACCUUUUUCCUGAGCAUUGCCACCCUCAUCACAAGCACGCAUAGAUAUGCCAUCCCAGACAACGACGUGACCCUCAACUGGCUCAUCCAGGCCGUGUUUUGGGGCUACUUGGUCGCUACCCUGAUGCUGGCCAUUGGACAGUACAGCUAUGUCUUUGGUGCCCAGACCCAUGGCCUGCAAACCAUGAUGCCCACUUGGAUCCUGCCCAUCUUCCCCAUCAUGCUGUCUGGAACCAUCGCCUCCGUCAUCGCGGGCACCCAGCCCACCAUCUCGGCCGUCCCCAUAGUCGUGGCUGGUCUCAUCUGCCAAGGCCUGGGCAUGCUGGUCAGCAUGAUGAUGUACGCCCACAUGGUCGGUCGACUGAUGGCCGGUAACCUGCCGGACCGGGAGCACCGCCCCGGCCUGUUCAUGUGCGUCGGCCCUCCCGCCUUCACUGCCCUGGCCGUGGUAGGCAUGGCCAACAACAUCCCCGCAGACUUUGACAUACGCCUCAGCGGCAUCAUAACCCCCGAGUCGCCGGGCAUGGGCGAGAAGGCCGUCGUGCAGAUAAUGGCCUACAUGUUGGGCACUUCCCUCUGGGGCCUUAGCUUGUGGUGGUUCGGCAUCGCCGCCAUCGCCGUGAUCCGCUCUCCGCCCAAGGACUUCCACCUCGGUUGGUGGGCCAUGGUCUUCCCCAACACCGGCUUCAUCCUCGCCACCAUCUCCCUCGGCAAGGCGUUUGGGAGCGUGGCCGUCGGCUGGGUCGCCACCGGCAUGUCCAUCUGCCUGCUCUGCAUGUACCUGUUUGUUCUGUUUCACCACAUCAAGGCCGUCGUGAAGCAGGACAUUAUGUACCCCGGCAGAGAUGAAGACUAUGCGGAUCACUGA